UUUUCAUUUAGGAAAGAAGAACAGAAUAAUUUUUUUUCUACCAUGAAAAAAUGAAAAAAAUUUAAAUUUAUUUAAAAAAAAAAAGCAUAUUUUAGUUGAAUAAAUUUUUUUAAUAAAAAAUAAAUUUUGCUUUUUGUAAUUAAAAUUGAAAAAAUAAACUAUUAAAUUAAAGUUAAAAUCAAAAGAAAAAAAUAUGGUGAAAAAUUUAACAAGUGGAAGAAAAAAAUAUGAAAAGAUUUUCUAAAAAAAGAAAAAGAAAAAAAUAAAAAAGUGAAGAAGGAACGACAAAGUAAAAGAAUUUUCCAAUUGUUCUCGGAGUCUGUCAAAAAAUAUAUGUGAAUAAAUUAAGUGAAGAAAAAAAUAUAUAAAUAUACAUAAUAAUAAUAUUUUUCAAAAAAUUCAGAUGCAGUAUUAUUUAAAAUUAAAUUCAAUAUAAUAAAUAUGUGUUUGCAUAAAUAUAUUAUAUACGUAUGUAUAUAAGCAUAAUAUAUAUGAAUAUAAAAAGUGAAAUAUAUAUUAGUGAAACGCUGUAAAGAGCAAUAUUCAAGUAUAAAAAUAAAACUAUUAACAAUAAUUAAAAAAUGUAUUUUAAUUAAUAAAUAAAUACAAAAUAUUAUAAAAAAAAAUAAAAAUCUAUAAAAAGAUUUAACAACUUUAGUAGACGUAUUUACAAAUUUCUGAUUCUUAAACUUGUGAAAAUAUAAACAAUAAAAUUCAUUUGUAAAACAUGGUUGUAAAGCAAAAGCUAUUUACAAAUUAUUUUAAACUUUUUUUUAAAAUAGUUGAAUGCUGCUAUUACUAUAAAACGAUACUGUAAAAGCUUGUUAAGCGGAAUACAAAAUUAUAUUUACCAGCAGAGCUACGUACAUAUAUAUGAUAUAUAUAUAUAUAUAUAUAUAUAUAUAUACAUUCUUUUUUAAGAAAAAUCUUCAUCUUUUUAACUUAACUUAAAAAAUAUAGUUGAAAAAAAAAUUUCUUUUUUUUAAAAGAAUCAUAAAAAAAAAUCAAUAAAACAUUUAAAACAUAUGUAUAUAUAAAAUAAAACAAUGACAAAUAAAUCAACAAAAUCUAAAUCUGCUUUAUUAGAAAUAACAAAAGGAAUAGCCCUUUUUUAUUAUAUUACAUCAACAAUUGUUUAUUGUCAGAGGCCGAUACCAAUCAGCAAUAGUACAGUAUAUAAAAAUAUCUCGGAUAAUUCAAUAACACCAUAUUUUAAACCACAAUCUUCAUCAUCAGCAUCAUUAUCUACAUCAUUAUCUUCGUUACCAUCAUCAUCGUCGUCGGCAUCAACAAAUUUGGGUAAAUCAUCAUUAAGAAGUGGUCAACAUAUAUAUGCAACAACAUCAUCAACAUUGCAACCAUAUACAGAACGUUUUGAUAUAAAUGAUAAAAAAUUAAAUCGUAAUUUAAGACCAUUUACAACAACACGACGACCAUCAACCCAAUAUCGUCCAAGACCACCAUAUAAUAAAACAAAAAAUAAUAUAUUAAAUCAAAAAUCUGCAAAAGGUUCAUUUGAUUCAUUAAGAAAUAAAUUAAUACAAGAGCAACCACAAGGAUCAUCAAACAUACCACAAUCAAUAACAUCACUUGAUAAUAAUUAUCAGCUUCCACCAUGGAAAAAUAGUAUUGUGUUAAAUAAUAACAAUAAUAAUAAUAAUAAUAAUAAUAAUAAUAAUAACAAUUUUAAUAUUAAUAACCACAAUAAUAAUAAUAAUAAUAAUAAUAAUAAUAACAAUAAUAUUGAACGUUCAAAGACAUCAAUUUUACAUCAAGCAGGAUCAGUUAAUCGGACAAACAAGAUUGAUAUAUUAAAGAUAUUAAUGGCUGAUGGUACUAGAACUGAUAUUGCAGAAGACUAUAAUGAUCAUAAUGGUGGUUUAUCAAAUAGUGCAUAUUCGCAAGUUCAUAGAAUAAUAAAAAAUAACAGCUACAUUGAUGAUAAUUACCCAAGUUAUUCAAAUUAUUUUGAUGAUCGCCUUGGAGUGAAAUGUACAUUUGAUACAGAAUGUGCUUGGAAAUGGACACAAAAUAUUUCAAAUUCUGAUUCAGUUUAUGUUACGAAUGGUGUUGAUUUAGCAAGCAUAAAUUUGACGGGUUUAUAUCCAGGUCCUAAAGCUGAUUCAUUAGAUGAUGCAAAUGGAAAAUUCUUAUAUAUACGUUUGCAUCCGGAUAUGUCAAACAUAACAUUAACCUCCCCGGUAUUUUCAAACACAUUAGAAAAUUGUCAGCUUGAAUUAUUUAUGCAUCAAAGUAAUAUGUUUCAUGGAUUAUCACGCAUAGUUAUACAACCGACUAAAGAUGGUGAAAGUCCAUGGGUAAUAUCCGAGAUUGCUGGCAAUGAUUUAAAUAUAUGGGAACCAAAACAUUAUAAAAUUGGUCGAGUUCAAAGAGAUUUUCGCAUUCUGUUAGAAAUUGUACCACCAGAAGCAUUAAAAAAUCGUGCACAUGUUGCUAUUGAUAAUUUACGAAUGUCUAAAUGUUUCAAAGAUAGUGCAAAAAAUCGUAACUGCAGUACAACACAAUUGAAAUGUACAUCAAAUAAAGUACCUGUUUGUAUAGAUUUGGAGAGUAUAUGUGACAUUGAUCAAGACUGUGAUAAUAAUGAAGAUGAGUCACUUAAUUGCGAUAAAAUUCCAUAUGGCGGUCGUUGUGAUUUUGAAGCUGAUUGGUGUGGAUGGAAAAAUGGUGCCAAAAAUAUGCUAUUAUGGUCAAGGCAUACAGGUCCAUCCCCAACUGAUAAAACUGGUCCUGAAGGUGAUCAUACUUACCAACAUAUGAGUAAUUCAAGUGGUUACUACAUGUUAGUCAACAUGAAUCAAAGCCAAAAGGAUCCAGAUCGAAAAAUUGGUUUCGCAUCAAAUGCUAUUAUGAAUAGCAAAAUAUUUAACCCACCACCAUCUUUACAUGGUAAUCCAAAUUCACCAUACCGUAAUUCUUGUAUGGUGCGGUUUAACGUUCAUCAAUACGGAUUGAAUGCAGGUAGCAUUAAUUUUUCUGUUGUUGAAAUUAAAGAAACAGAAAAUAUUACAACGACCUUAUGGUGGAGUAUGAAAAAUCGAGGGGAAAUGUGGCACAGACAAAUACAUAUUUUACCAAAUAUUACAACAAGAUAUUUUCUUCAAUUUGAAGCCAGAAUGGGAAUGAGAAUAUUUUCAGAUGUUGCAGUUGACGAUGUUUCUUUAAGUCCUGAAUGUUUCGGUAUUAAUAUCCCAGAAGAUCAAUUAGAUGGCUAUGAUUACUGGAAUCCUAGAUUGCGGGUUAAGAAAGAUCCGCACAAAGAUUUUGCUAAAAAAUCAUAUUAUGAAUUAAAUACAUGUGGAGCACGUGGAAUACUAGGGCCCACUGCCUCUCAAUGUGAAAAUGCAUAUAAAGACAUGAACAAUUCAUAUACCCUAGAUCAUGUCAAAAUUUUAGAAAUAGAUAAUUACAAAGGAAUGCAAAAAUGGAAAGUUCCAAGUGAAGGAUAUUAUACUGUUAUUGCUAAGGGAGCGGGUGGAGGAUUGAGUUCAAAUGGUGCUGGAUCAUCACGCGGUGCAACUUCCAUUGCAGUGUUAGAAUUGCAUAAAAAUGAAGAAAUUUAUAUAUCAGUUGGACAAAAAGGAGAAAAUGCAUGCCCAGCAACACUUGGAGAAAGCGACUGUGUGAGAAAUUCAAGUAAUUACCAGGAUUUAAUGGGGUAUCCUUCUAAAACACAUAUGGUGAAAAACUUUGUAUUUGAUCCAGCAGCUGGAGGGGGCGGUGGAGGCACUUUCAUAUUUCUAAUAAACUCUGGAAGUAGUGACGCGAUCCCUUUAAUAAUAGCUGGUGGUGGUGGAGGUCUUGGUUUUGGACGCUAUAUUGAUCAAGAUAUUCAGCACGGGCAAGGAUUUGAGCCAGAUCGUAAAAAUGUUACUGGACUUUCAUACACAGAUGGUAAUCGCACUGCCGGUCCUGGUGGUGGUUGGAAAGCAAGAGAUGAUACUGCGUUAGGACCAACUUUUGGUGCGUCAUUGUUAGAAGGUGCUCGGGGAGGUCACGCUUGUUAUAGUACAAAUGGUAUACACGGUCAAGGAGGAUUUGGUGGGGGUGGAGGUGGCUGCAUAACAGGAGGAGGUGGUGGUGGUUUUUCUGGAGGAAACAGCUAUAGCGGAGACUCGAUCAAUGGUGAAGGGGGCUCCUCGUUUAUAAAUCCAGGACGAAGUCUCAAAUCAUUGAGUCGUAUUUUACCAGCCGAAAAUACCGGUCAUGGUUCUGUUAUAAUAAUACCGGCAAUCGAAGGUUGUGGUUGUGACUACCGUUGUAUCGCUUUGGAUGAAUAUAGAUCAAUUACGAGAUGUAUAUGCCCGGAUAAAUGGAAAUUAAAACGCGAUAACGACACUUCAUGUGAAAUGAUAGGUGAUGAAACUGACGACUUGCCGAUGGAUUAUUUAAUAAUAUUUUUCUGUGUCAUCUCAGUAUUUUUAGCUAUAGCAUUUACUUUCUUAAUAUUUAUUUUAUAUAAUCGAUUACAACGUAAGAAACAAGCGGCUGAACGUCAUAAAAUGCUGCAAGAUCAAGAUCUACAACUAAGUAGAUUAAGACACAAUGCAGAUGAUUCAGCUUUAACUAACUUCAAUCCGAAUUAUGGUUGUGAUGGUAUACUCAAUGGAAACGUUGAUAUUAAAAGUUUACCACAAGUUGCUAGAGAAAGUUUAAGACUAGUCAAAGCCCUUGGUCAAGGUGCAUUUGGUGAAGUUUAUCAAGGUUUAUACCGUCAUCGAGAUGGUGAUGCUGUAGAAAUGCCUGUUGCUGUUAAAACUUUGCCAGAAAUGUCAACUGGUCAAGCUGAAGCAGAUUUUCUUAUGGAAGCUGCUAUCAUGGCUAAAUUUAAUCAUCCAAAUAUAGUACAUUUAAUUGGUGUAUGCUUUGAUCGUCAUCCACGAUUUAUUGUUUUGGAAUUAUUAGCAGGCGGUGAUUUGAAAAAUUUCCUACGUGAAGGUCGAAACAAGCCAGAACGACCAUCACCAUUGUCAAUGAAAGAUUUAGUAUUUUGUGCAUUAGAUGUGGCAAAAGGCUGCCGGUAUAUGGAAAGUAAACGAUUUAUUCAUAGAGAUAUCGCGGCACGUAAUUGUCUUUUAAGUAGUAAAGGCCCGGGUCGUGUAGUAAAAAUAGCCGAUUUUGGAAUGGCGAGAGAUAUAUAUAGGAGUGAUUACUAUCGAAAAGGUGGCAAGGCAAUGCUGCCUAUUAAGUGGAUGCCACCUGAAGCGUUUUUAGAUGGUAUAUUUACAUCAAAAACAGAUGUGUGGUCAUUUGGAGUACUCCUAUGGGAGGUUUUUAGUUUAGGGUUAAUGCCAUACACUGGUUUACCCAAUCGUGAUGUCAUGCAACUUGUUACCGGUGGUGGUCGAUUAGAUGCUCCAUCAGGUUGUCCGCCCGUAAUUUAUUCAAUAAUGGCUGAAUGUUGGAAUCCUACUCCAGAGGAGAGGCCAACAUUUGAAGUUCUACUUAAUAAAUUAACGACAUGCACACAGGACUUAGAAAUAAUGAAUGCACCAUUGCCAAGUAUUUUCCGGCCUCCUUCUUCUGAACGUGAUCAAACUGUCAUGAGACCAACAAUGUCAGAAGAUAUAUGCCUACAGAUUCCAAGUUCCUCAGACUAUUUGGUACCCUUACAAACAUCAAGAACUUUGACUGGUUUAUUACAAGAAUCGCCUGGUAUAACAUUACCAUCAGAUACAUUAACAACAUCAACUGUUGUUAAUUCAACAUCAUCAUUAUUAACAAGAUCAUGUUCAUUAGAAUGCGAUGAUAACAUGGAUCAAUCGUGGGAGACAUCAUUUACAAUGGCAAAUAAUCACAAUAAUAAUAACAAUAACAAUAAUAACAAUAAUAACAAUAACAAUAAUAAUAAUAAUGAUCAAAUGACAAGCGGAAAUACAAAUAAUAAACAUUCACCAACACAACAUUACUAUAAACAUCAUAUUAAUAGUGAUACAAAAUUAGUGAAUGGUAGAAAACCAGCAUUAAAUAAUAUUGUUAAUGGACAACAUAAUCACCAACAUCAAUUACAUCAUCAUCAUAACCAUAAUCAUAGUCAUCAAAAUCAUUAUAGUCAUCAUCCAUCAACAACAGUACAUUGUAUUACAACAGUACAUCCAAAUUCAAUAACAACAACAUCUUCUGCAACAGCACAAACCAUAGCCCCAACAACAAAUGGUUAUUGUACAUCAACAAGCUGUAAUAAUACAAAUAAACCAUUAUUAACAACAACAUGUGGUGUUUGUGACGAAGAUACAAGAUUAAUAAGCCUAGAUACACCGCAACCAACACCUACAUCAUUAAAAUCUCAUAUAUCAUUCUCUCAAUUAGAUGGUAUUACAUUAGACCCAACAACUUUAGAGAAAUGUGCAAAUAAUGCAGAUAUUUCACCAGCGGUACUUCAUAUAAUGCCAUCACAACCAUACGCUAAUAUACAAACAAAUAAUAUUAGAAAUAAUAUACAUAACAAUAAAACAACAUCUGCAACAACAAAUACAACAUCUGGGAUACAAACAUCAUCACUAAAUGGAGCAACAAAUGGUACUGGACAACAGCAACAUCAUAAUGGAUCAAUAGAUUUAAAAAAUUCUGAAUUAUUGAAUGGUAAUAAUUGCAAUUCCCCAAUUAAUGCAAAUUCUGUACCAUUCACAAUACAAGCAUUUAAUGAUCGAUUUAUAAAUCCCGAUAAUCAUUCAGAGAUAACAUGUUAAAAAAGAAAAUCUCUAAAACUGUUCUUUUAAGACUUUUAUGUUUUGUGAAUUUUUAUGCCGUUUUUUCGUUUUUUCAAUUUCAUCAUUUUGAUGAAAUUCUUGCCUUUUUUUUGUUGUUUCAUUAAGAUUGC
Messenger RNA from Condylostylus longicornis, 6841 nucleotides. RefSeq names its product tyrosine-protein kinase receptor (gene Alk). Gene Ontology annotation, biological process: cell surface receptor protein tyrosine kinase signaling pathway; protein phosphorylation; multicellular organism development. The record is from RefSeq and is a predicted model, not a curated record. Gene Ontology annotation, molecular function: transmembrane receptor protein tyrosine kinase activity; protein binding; ATP binding. Bases 1047 to 6710 code for a protein of 1887 amino acids. Gene Ontology annotation, cellular component: signaling receptor complex; membrane. The transcript is spliced from 16 exons. Lineage: Eukaryota; Metazoa; Arthropoda; Insecta; Diptera; Dolichopodidae.